Molecule: messenger RNA, 4067 nt
Organism: Drosophila takahashii
Lineage: Eukaryota; Metazoa; Arthropoda; Insecta; Diptera; Drosophilidae
Product: dual specificity calcium/calmodulin-dependent 3',5'-cyclic nucleotide phosphodiesterase 1
Biological process (GO): signal transduction
Molecular function (GO): 3',5'-cyclic-AMP phosphodiesterase activity; calmodulin-activated 3',5'-cyclic-GMP phosphodiesterase activity
Source: RefSeq, a predicted model, not a curated record
AACUGAUUCAAAUUUAAUUUUACCUCAGAAAGACAUCAUAAAAUUCCAUAACGAAAGGAUAAUGUGAUUUAAAGUGAAUUUUAAUAGUGAAAUAUGAAAAUGAAAUUUUAAUCAAAUACAAAAUCCAACUGGCGUACGUCGACAAGGCAAAUUGUUUCCCACGGUUUCGUAAAAUGCAUUUCGAGUCAUAAUAGUAAUUCCACCGAUUUACCCAGAGAGCGUGCUGAUCUGAAUCGUUGAAAAUGGGCGAUACAUUGGACGAGACGCCGCCCACGCGCCGCGACAAGCCGCAAACAUUGAACAUUGGCCAGGAGGAGGGGGAGGUGGAGGUUGGAGAGGCAGCCACUCCGGCCACCGCCACCUCAUCCGCGUCCUCCAUGGCCAUUCCCGCAUCGCGCAUAACGCGCAACCGGUUGCGCCACGCGGAUCGGGAUCAGAAACGCGAUCAUUCGAGCGACGGUUUGGUUUCGACCUGCGAACGUCGGGAUGAAUUUGUGGGUCUCGAGGCCCAGCCGCGUCGCGAGAGUCUGAAUAGUUGCGAGGUCGGCAGCCCAGUGGCCAUGUCCUCCAGUCCGGGAAAAAUGGGUCAGCGGCUCAACAGCGGCUCCAGGUACCCGUCCGGCGGCUCCAGCGGCACCGCCGGCAGCAUCGGCGUCAGCGUCCUGGGCAAUCUGGUGGGCACCACCACACGCAAGUGCGUCCUGACGCUGGACGGGUACUCAUAUGUCAUAGUUGCCAGCACGCCGGAGAGUUUGCCCAACAAGCGGGAGGAGGCAAGUGUUGGUGCUGGCACCACCGGCGGCAGCAGUGGUGCAGCGAGCGGUGCAGCAAGUGGAUCGGCUGGACCUGCGACUAGAAGUGGUACAGGGUCGGGAUCUGGAGCCGGAGGAGCAGGUGGCGUCAGUACGCCGGCACAAGAAGUUGUCAGUCCCACGGUCUCCGAGCUUAGUGGCAGCGGCACAAAUGCGACAAUAAAUGGUCAAGUGGCAAGACACGGCUCACUGACGAUUAUCCGACGCACAAACAGCCGCAACUUCACGCAAAUCGACAGCCAGUUGGCAUCGCCCUCGACCACCGCCACCAGCAGCACAGUUCCGGGAAUUAAUUUCGCCCAGACGCCGCUCAGUGAGCCACUUGCCGAGCGUCUGAGUUUUCGUUCCGGCAGCAACGGAUCUUCCUCCGCCGGCGACAGCCGAUCCAUCAGCAAUCAGGCCACCAACUCGGGAGCAACCGCCAACGCCGCAGCCGCCGCUAAAAUGCAGCCAUCAUCGCCGAAUGCCACCAACUAUCUGGCCGAUAAUAUUCAGAUCUCUUCGGCCAAUCUAUCGCAAACCGAAAUGGUACCGGGUCGCGACUCGACGGACUAUACCAACAUGCACUCGAUAAACGUCGGCGUCGGCAACAACUCGUUCCUGCGCGGGGACACCGACAUUCCGCAGGAGUCGGGACACUCCUUCGAAACGCCCUCGAAUAUAUCGUUCGCCGCCGGGCAAUGGGAUACGGAAAGUUUGCCGCCAGUCGACACGCCAGACGCCCUUAACAAAGCGGCCGGGAGAAUACGCAGUCUUCUCCGUCGCAUGGAUCAUGAGACCGUUGCUUACGAGGAUAUGCAGCGAAAUCUGCACUAUGCGGCUCGUGUACUCGAGGCCGUCUUUAUUGACGAAUCAAGAAGCCCCACAACAGGUAAAACAAAGUUGGGGCAGAUUGCGUCCUCAUCCGUUGAGAGCGAAGAAGAGGGCUGCAAUGGGAACUGCAAGAACCUGAACUGCAGUCGCCAUAGCCACGGAAGAGAUGACCAGAAGCAGGAGAACAACAACUCGAAUAGCAGUUGCAGCCUGCAGGAGGCGUCUGGGGCUCCUGGGGGACCAGAUGGUGUUUCUACCCCAGCGGGUGAUAACCAGGACAGCAUAGAGGGUCGCACCAAGGGCGUUUCCCUGGCACCGCAGACCCACAGUGGACCCACUGGUCCGCCAGCCACGACAACAGAAACUUCGACCCCACCUGCCCCCAAACUUCAGCCUGCUUUGGAGACCGUAAGGGAAUCGGUGAUGGAGGAGAGUCCGGGCAACAAGGGAGAACCAUCCAAAGAGCCAAGUGCCAAGGCGGCGGCGGAGAGUUCAGUGGGCAGUGGCAGCUGCAGUAACCCAGCGACCGUGCACCGGCAACGGCGCCUCAGGACACCCACCUGGGCCAGGUCCAUGUCGACGAACAAAACGCGCCUGGCGGACGAGGAUGAUGAGCUGUCGGAGGUGCAGCCGGAUGCAGUGCCUCCGGAGGUGCGCGAGUGGUUGGCCUCCACCUUCACCCGCCAAAUGGCCACCAGCCGACGCAAGAGCGACGAGAAGCCCAAGUUCCGCUCGGUGGCCCACGCCAUCCGGGCGGGCAUCUUCGUGGACCGCAUGUACCGACGCGUCUCCAGCUCGGCCCUCACGGCCUUCCCACCGGACGUGGUCAGGCUGCUCAAGAACCUGGACGACUGGACUUUCGACGUGUUCGCCCUGACGGAGGCGGCCAGCGGCCAGGUGGUUAAGUACGUGGCCUACGAGCUGUUCAACCGCUACGGCUCCAUACACAAGUUCAAGAUAGCGCCCGGGACGCUGGAGGCGUUCCUGCACCGCGUGGAGGAGGGCUACUGCCGGUACCGGAAUCCCUACCACAACAACCUGCACGCCGUGGACGUGAUGCAGACGAUCCACUACUGCCUGUGCAACACGGGCCUGAUGAACUGGCUGACGGACCUCGAGAUCUUCGCCUCGCUGCUGGCGGCCCUGCUCCACGACUACGAGCACACGGGCACCACCAACAACUUCCACGUGAUGUCGGGCUCGGAGACGGCGCUGUUGUACAACGAUCGGGCCGUUUUGGAGAACCACCAUGCCAGCGCCAGUUUCCGGCUGCUCCGCGAGGACGAGUUCAACAUCCUGUCGCAUCUGUCACGCGAGGAAUUCCGCGAGCUGCGUGGCCUGGUCAUCGAAAUGGUCCUGGGCACCGAUAUGACCAAUCACUUCCAGCAAAUGAAGGCCAUGCGCCAGCUGCUGACGCUCCAGGAGGCAACGAUUGACAAGCAGAAGGUCCUGUCGCUGGUCCUCCACUGCUGCGACAUCUCGCAUCCGGCCAAACAGUGGGGCGUCCACCAUCGCUGGACGAUGCUGCUGCUGGAGGAGUUCUUCCGCCAGGGCGACCUCGAGAAGGAGCUGGGCCUGCCCUUCAGUCCGCUGUGCGAUCGCAACAACACCUUGGUGGCCGAGUCGCAGAUCUGCUUCAUCGAUUUCAUUGUGGAGCCCAGCAUGGGCGUAAUGUCCGAUAUGCUGGAACUCAUCCUGGCCCCCAUUGCGCCGAUGAACAAGGGCAAGCCGGCCACUUUGGUGGAGCAGGAGCCGAUAUCCACGUCGAUUGCCAUCCCGAAUUCGGGGAUCACGCCCAGCAUGGACAAGCCGCGGGAUCGCAACGAGGUGAAGGCCACGGCAGCCGAGUGCCUCGCGCGGAAGAGCGUCACCGGAAGCACCUCCAAGUUCCAGAUACCCAAGCCAUGGCUCACCUGCCUGGUCGAGAACAAGAGGAUUUGGAAGGAGCAGGCCGUCAAAGAUGCCGAGGCCCGAGCUUUGGCCACGGCAGCGGAAGAGGCCGCAGCUGCGGCGGCGGCGGAAGAGGAGGAAAACAAGCUGAAGGCGGAAACGGAAGCGACAACGGCCGAUGGCGAACAAAGUGAGGAUACCGCGGAGCCGGCAGAUGGCGCUGCCGCCUAAAGUGGCCACGACGCCACCUGCCGGGCAACAGCCAGCUGAAACGAAAAAGGAAAAUCGGAAAAACAGAAUUCAAAAUAAAGAAGGAGACUUGGGAACGAAUAUGGAUGGCUACACUGAAAGAAACUGAGGAAUAAUGUUUACUAAGCUUAGAAGCAGCCUAGAAUAUUAAUAACAAACCGCUUCAGAUGCGCUCUCUAUGUGAAUUGUGGUAGAGUUAGACUAACGUACAUCAUCUAAAUAGAACAUUAAUAUCGAUAUAUAUACCUAUAUAUAUAUAUGUAUAAAUACUGUAUACUUUGUUGUUGCAAGCGGAAAAACAAA